AAUGUUCAAAGUCGGCAUUGUGAGCGUCUCAUUCAAGAACCGCCAUUCAGGAUACUGGCAACCACACAUCAAGUACAGGGACAGCUCACGCAUUCGCCAUACUUAGCACCUCGUAUCUGAGUCAUAAUUCAUUCGACUUUCAGGAUAGUUGCCUUCCCCCGAUACCAGUCGAAGCCACCGGGUCAAUCUGGACCAUCUGAGCUGAAGUCUCACGACACUCGCCGUAGACUCACCCACCACACACACACACACACACGGCUGCCUAUCAUGGCGCCCGCCCACUCACCGGCACAAGGCCAGCCUGGCACAGACGACCCAAGGCAGAAAAGGCGAUCAAGGGUGGAAAAGCUGCCUCGCCUUCCUGAAGGCUCCAAGAUCCAGAAGCGCGCGCUCGCACGCCCGCAGCAGCCCGUCUCGUCCAACUCGAGGUACAUCUGCGUCGGCGCAAAGUGCUCCUUCAUGUCCGUCGUCUCGCGCGUCCGCGCCCAGCUCGAUAAGUCGCUCAAGCACACGGCGCCGUCAACGCGCGGCCUGAACCUGAACCAGCGCGUCGACCUGCUGCACCGCGACGGCGGGACCAAGGGCCGCGACGGCCAGGCCGUGGUGCUCGGGGCCGGGAGGGCCGUCGAGAGGGUCCUGGCGGUCGCCGCGUGGUUCGCGGAGCAGAGCGACUGCGUCGUCGAGGUGCGGACCAAGACGGUGCGGGUCGUGGACGACGUCGUGCUCGAGGGCGAGGAGGAGGGAGGGUUCGAGGACGAGAGCCGGGUGAGGAAGGUGAGCGGGCUGGAGGCUAUUGUGAGGUUGAGAUGAGGCCCUGGAACGGCAUUCCGCUUGUGAGAGGUCCGUUUGCGGCAGGCGGGAGGAGUGAGACCGUCAGGAGGCAGUGAUAUCCCAUUUGAUGAGACCCAGGCGAGGCUCAUCAUGAGUUCACUUGCUUGGGGACUUGGGAAAGUUAUGAUACCCGGCCACCAGGCCUCAAUACACCAGGGGUGGAAUGCGGACAGUUUUGUCCCGUCAUUUUAGUCUUCAGCGUGCUACAAUUCUUCAUCUUCUUCGUCUUCUUCGUUGUUCCUGAGCCUCAAGACGGGCAUACCCGGAUAUCACAGCUCACAUCGCAGCAACAGGUCCAGAUAGCCGGAAUCUUUGUUAAUGUCAAUAA
Colletotrichum destructivum is the source of this 1159-nucleotide messenger RNA. Its product is annotated as Putative ribonuclease P/MRP protein subunit Rpp20/Pop7. The transcript has 2 exons. Gene Ontology annotation, cellular component: ribonuclease MRP complex; nucleolar ribonuclease P complex. NCBI's taxonomy places the organism in Eukaryota, Fungi, Ascomycota, Sordariomycetes, Glomerellales, Glomerellaceae. Gene Ontology annotation, biological process: intronic box C/D snoRNA processing; nuclear-transcribed mRNA catabolic process, RNase MRP-dependent; rRNA processing. Bases 268 to 810 code for a protein of 180 amino acids. The record is from RefSeq and is a predicted model, not a curated record. Gene Ontology annotation, molecular function: ribonuclease MRP activity; ribonuclease P activity; RNA binding.